AGUUCGUGGGUCAGAGUUCACACUCGAGCAGCGCUGUGGAAGUGGACGUUUCUGAAACCAACUGUUUAUUUACAAUGUUUUUUCUGCUUUACCGAUUCACUCAUGCGCUACAUUAAAACCCGUUUACAUAGAUAAUAUAUCUGCGUGCUUUCUCCGCAUUUCUCUCUUAUUACGUCUGAUAUUAAACCACAACAAAUCCUAACUGAUAACUUGUUAGCCACUAAGACUUUUCUGAUCAAGUGUUAUAACGAGAAGAGGUACAGCUGCUGGUUAAAAUAUCUAUAAUAUAGACAACACAAAAUAAUUCCAGAAUGCAGGAAUUAAUCGCCACUGUCGAUCACAUCAAGUUUGAUCUUGAAAUCGCUGUUGAACAACAAUUAGGCGCUCAGCCGUUGCCAUUUCCAGGAAUGGAUAAAUCUGGCGCUGCUGUGUGUGAGUACUUCAUGAGAGCUGCUUGUAUGAAGGGUGGAAUGUGUCCCUUCAGACACAUCAGUGGAGAAAAGACUGUUGUGUGCAAGCAUUGGCUUAGAGGCUUAUGCAAGAAAGGAGACCAAUGUGAAUUUUUACACGAGUACGAUAUGACUAAGAUGCCUGAGUGUUAUUUCUAUUCUAAAUUUGGGGAGUGCAGUAAUAAAGAGUGUCCAUUCUUGCACAUUGACCCAGAAUCUAAGAUUAAAGAUUGUCCAUGGUAUGAUAGAGGUUUUUGUAAACAUGGUCCGGAUUGCAGGCACAGACACACUAGAAGAGUCAUUUGUGUAAAUUACCUGGUUGGCUUUUGUCCAGAGGGCAAGUCGUGCAAAUUUAUGCACCCAAGAUUUGAACUUCCGAUGGGUGCGACUGAACAGCCACCACUGCCACAACAAGCACAGACUCAGCAAAAGCAGCAAAACAUGCAGCCCAUGAACAGGUCAACACAGUCACUCAUCCAGUUAACCAACCCCAACAUCAGCAACAACAACCACCAGAGAAUUCCAAACGCUGUAGGGAUAGUGCACUCUAACAGCCACAUGGGUGGAGCUCGCGGCCCUCGCCCACUGGACCAAGUUACAUGUUACAAGUGUGGUGAAAAGGGCCAUUACGCAAACAAAUGCACAAAAGGACACCUGGCGUUUUUGAGUGGACAGUGAAGCUUUCUGUAAAGAGGAUCUCCAAUAAAUGUGGUUACAACGUGAGGUAUUUGAUUCCUGGUACAUUAACCUUUCGCUGAGAAGGGUGUAGUUGUGUGGCAUAAAUGUGGCUCUACCUCACUACCAUCACGUGUGCCAAGCGUAUCACAGUCACAACACAUUCAACAGGUAGAACAUGAUCAGUAAAAGCGCUUUUUAUAUUGAGUUUUGUUUUUCUUUCACAUGAAACCUUACAUACCCACUUUCAUGCUCUGAAAUGCGAAUCUCUUCUGUUUGGAGCAGGAAGGAUUUUGAAUGCUUAAAGGGAUAGCUCACACAGAAAUUAAUGCAAUUUUUUUUUACCUUAAUAAAGGUUUCUUUCAUCAGUUGAGCACAAAAGAAGAUAUUUUGAAGAAUGUUGGUUGCUAUCACUUAUUGUCUUCCUUAGUGGGGAAAAAUUACUAUGGAGGUCAUGGGGUGCUAGUAACUAACAUUUCUCAAAACAUCUUCUUUUGUGUUUAAAAGAAGAAACUCAAAUAGACUUUAGGGAAAGUAAAUGAUGGCAGAAUUUUCUUUUUUGGUGAACUAUCUCUUUAAAUUUGAAAGCAAUUCUGAAAUUAGAGCAAAAUAUAUGAAAGUCUUUUGGGGAAGUAUUGCCAGUAGCAGCCAGUGUGAUCUGUAAUUGAAGAAGAGGACCACUUUGCAGUGUCAAAAUGGCUUGUUUAUAUUAAUUACAUUUAAAACAGAUGUUUGGGUUGUACUUACAAUAAAGAUUAACUGGAUUUAUGAAA
This is a messenger RNA of Danio aesculapii, 1897 nucleotides long. It is a transcript of the gene cpsf4, whose product is annotated as cleavage and polyadenylation specific factor 4. Gene Ontology annotation, molecular function: zinc ion binding; RNA binding. Lineage: Eukaryota; Metazoa; Chordata; Actinopteri; Cypriniformes; Danionidae. The transcript has 8 exons. Bases 312 to 1127 code for a protein of 271 amino acids. The record is from RefSeq and is a predicted model, not a curated record.